AUGGCGGUGGAGAAGGAGAACGUGGCCAACGCGCGCUCGGCAUCGCCCUCGCCCUCGCCCGCGCCGGCCAAGGCAGCGUCCGCGGGCGAAGACCAGCUCCCGCCGGAGCUCGAAGGCAUGUCGCUCAUAUUUACCGGUCUGGUCGACAAGAAGACCAAGGUCGUGGAUCUUGUGGCGUCGUGGAUGGAGACGUUUGACGAGUCGGCCGACGACGGCCUCGCCGCGCUCGUCAACUUUGUCCUCCACUGCACCGGCUCGACGAUCCUGCUCUCAACAACGCAGGUCCUCACCGAGGACCUCGACCCGCUGCUUGCCGCCAUCGUCAAGGAGUUUACCCAUCCGACGUACCCGCUCGUCAACCCCGAUCUGAAGAAAAAGGUCAAGUUCGGCCCGCGGCUCGAGGCCUUUUGGGCCGAGCUCAUCAACCUCGCCGCCAACUCGCUUCUCCCGGCCGAGGAUGUUUUCGCCACCCUCCUCCGCUGGAUUACCGCCAUGUCCUCGUGCACCGUCCGCGCCUUCCGCCACACCGCCACCAUCACUGCCUACGCCAUCAUGGCGCCGCUGAUGGGCGUGGCCCAGGCCGGUCUCCGCCAGCUCUCGCUUGCCGAGCGGCAGAUGCUCACCUUUGCCAAACAAGCCACUGCUGCCGGGUCCGACGGCGACGACGACGACGACGAUGAUGAUGACGAUGACUCGCCGACGCCCAUGGACGAAGAGUCCGCCGUCGGAAAGCGCCGGUCGUCACGCGGCUCGCGCAACAUGGCCUCGCGCAUUGACAUGCUCAAGAACCGCAUCGCGACCCUCAAGAUCAACGUCGCUCGCGCCGAGUCCUUCCUCAAGUCGCUCUUCUCCACCAUCUUUGUCCACCGCUACCGCGACUCGGUCGGCCUCCUCCGCGCCAAGUCAAUCGCCGCUCUCGGCGAGUGGAUUGCCGGCUACCCCAAGAUCUUCCUCGAGCCGUCGUACCUCAAGUACCUCGGGUGGACGCUGUCGGACAAGGACGCCAACGUGCGGCUGGCCGCGCUCAAGGCGCUCCGCGGCCUCUAUGACGAUUCCAACGCCAUCACUGCCCUCUCGUCGUUCACAGAGCGCUUCCGCGGACGCAUCCUUGAGAUGGCCAAGGACUCGUCGGUCAACGUUGCCGUCGAAGCCCUCGGCACGCUGUCCGCGCUCCUCGAGACCUCGAUGCUCGAGCAGUCGGACAUCGACGCCGUCUACUUUUACAUCUCGGUUGAGAACCGCAAGAUCCGCACCGAGGCCGCGCACUUUGUCCGCAAGCACCUCUUUGACAUCAUCAUCGCCUCGCAGCUUCUGCCCGGCCAGUCGGACGACGAAGUCGACAAGGCCCGCGUCCGCGGUUUUGUCCAGUUUGUCCUCAACUUUAGCUACCAGGCGCAGAACCCGGUCUACAUUGUUGACGCCCUCUUCAAGCACGCCCCGUGCCUCACCGCCUGGCCCGUCAUGCUCGACCUACUCCAGGAAGAGCCGGCGUCGAACGUCGACCCGGGCACCCACGCCGCCGAGCAGGACCUCCUCGUCCGCGUCCUCGCAGCCUGCGCCCGCCUCGCCACCGGCGGCUCGGUCAUUCCCAACGAGCCGGCGCAUGUGUCGGCCUCGGCCGCCGCCGCCGCCGCCGCCGCCAUCCGCACCACCUUUCUCCCGCGCAUGACCGAUCUCUUUGCGCUCUUUGCCGGCAAGCCGCCGCAGCUGGCCCUCCUUCUCGAGCUCGUCGAGGUCAUGGACCUCUCCGAUGUCGCUGCCGACGACUCGCUCCGCGACGCCUUUGACGCCUGCCUCGCCGCCGCCCACAAGCUCCUCUUUGCCUCGGCCGAGCCUGAGGUCUUUGCCCAGGUCGCCGGCCUCUACGGCACCCUCCUCGCCGCCGCCCCACAACUGACGACCAAGGUCGAGAACGCGCUCGCUCAGGACCUGUACGCCAUGGUUGAGUCCGUCGACAACGCCCGCGCCGGCGGAAGCAUGCCCGAUCCGGCCUCGGCCGCCGGCCGUGACAAUCUGCGCACCCUAGCCCUCGCCCUCCAACGUGCCGCCGCCUUUGCCACCGCCCACGACCUCUCGCUCCACGACGCCGCGCCCCUCGUCGACGCCGCCGCCGCCUUUAUCGACGUCGCCGUCGCCGCCCUCGCCGCCGCCGCCGAUCCGGCAUCCGUCGCCGACUGCUACUCGCCGGCCGCCCUCGACGCCGCCCUCCGCAUUCUCUUUGGUCACGCCGCCUGGGCCCGUGCCCGCGUCGAGGAGCCGCUCGUUGCGCUCGCCGCCAAAGAGAGCGCCGGCGAGACCGUGCCCGAGGAAUCGAUCCUCGGCGUCAAGACCGAGGUGGCUGCAGUGCUCGAGGCCUACGCCGGCCUUGUCCGCGCCGUCGAGAGCCUCCUCCUCCCGUCAGCCGCCGUCAAGCUCGGGCCGACCGACUACCUACCGACGCUCUGCACAGCCGUCGGCGUGGCGGUCGAUGCCGCGCUCCUCUUUGCGCCGCGCCUCGGCGAGACAGCGCUCGCGCCGCUCGCCACCCCGCUGUCGACCCCGCUGCAGGCCGACAUGGUGUCGUUCAUGGAGCAGCUGUUUGAGGCGUACGAGAACGCGUACGCCGACGAGUCGGUGCCCGAUGACGUCCUCGGCGCCGUCUACGACGCAACCGACGCCACCCUUGGUGCUCUUGUCCGUGGCUUUGCCUUUGGUGGCCUCGACACGGCCUACGCCGCCCACCUCGUCACCCACUACCAGGAGCACGAUCGGCUCUUUGCGCCCGUCAUCGGCGGCAUGGUCAAGCGCAUGGUUACGCGUCUCUCCGCCGCCGUCGCCGAGCCGCUCAUCGAGGCCCUCAAGUUCAAGCUGGCCGACGCCGAGGAGCACGCCAAGCUCCUGCCCAAGGGUCAGACCCGCCGCCUCACCGCAUCUGACUCCCUCCGCGCCCCGAUCCGCCGUCUCGCCACCAAGCUCGCCGCAGACACCAAGGACGCUAUCCUCGUUGUCCAGCAGAUCUUUGCCCUCGGCAUCCCGGCCGCGCUCGCCGACGCGCCCACCAACUUUGCCCUCUUGGACGGUCUCGCCUCCUUUUCCUCGCGCCUCAACGCCGACCAAAAGGCUGAGGUCCUCAAGUUCCUCGAGGCCAACUUUAAGGCGCUCGAGAAAAACCUCAUUUUCGCCAAGGAGGACAUCGACAUGUACAACAAGCUCCGUGCCAAGCUCGGCGCCUCGGUUCCGCCGCCCGCAAAGCCUGCGUCGGCCAAGGCCAAGGCCAAGAAGAGCAACAAGACCAAGCGCUCGUCGCGCAAGGCCUCGCACGGGAAGAUCACCAUCGCCUCACUGACAGAAGACCACACUUCGGUCGUCCCCGUCCUAGGCGCGAAGCGCAAGUCCAAGCGUGCCCGCAAGUCGUCCAACCUCUCGAGCGACCUCCUCGUCACCCCGCCGUCCAAGGCCCGCAAGAACUCGGCUCGCACCUCGCCGUCAUCCACCACCGCCCCGCUCACCCUUGAGGCCCUCGACGCGCCUUCGCCUACACCACCUGUCGGCGACCCUGCCGGCGGCGUCGGCCUCCCGCCAGCCGACGACGACAUUGUCGACGACCACGCCGACGAGGACUUUGCCGCUCCGCGUCGUCGUCGCGCCCGCCGCUCGCUCCUCUGAACCGACUGCCCACCACCUGCGCUACCCCA
Molecule: messenger RNA, 3674 nt
Organism: Thecamonas trahens ATCC 50062
Lineage: Eukaryota; Apusomonadida; Apusomonadidae
Exons: 1
Coding region: 1-3645 (1214 amino acids)
Biological process (GO): sister chromatid cohesion
Cellular component (GO): nucleus; chromatin; cohesin complex
Molecular function (GO): chromatin binding
Source: RefSeq, a predicted model, not a curated record